AUGUCUAGUUUUUCUAUGAAAGAAGAGAAAAAUGGUGACGACAACCUCGACCAGCAGGCAGUUGAAAAUGGAACGCUUGAGUCGUCACUCGCAUUCUCUACCGCCGCAGAAAAAAGACUUGUCUGGAAGAUCGACUUGAUGGUGCUUCCGAUCAUGCUCUUUGCGUACAUGAUGGCCUUCCUGGAUAAGCAAACACUCAACUAUGCAGCUCUCAUGGGAAUCCGAGAAGAUCUUCACCUUGUCGGCUCUGAAUACAACUGGUCGUCGAGCAUAUUUUACUUCGGCUACUUGAUAUUCUCCUAUCCGGCAUCGCUGCUAAUGGUCAAAUUCCCACUUGGAAAAUAUCUUUCAACAGUCUUCAUUUUAUGGUCAUUAAUUCUAGCUUGCCAUGCCGCUACUACAAACUUUGCAGGCUUAAUGGUGGCUCGGUUCUUCCUUGGAUGUGCCGAAGCAAGUCUCUCGCCGGGUUUCACAUUGAUCACCUCUCUCUGGUAUCGAACAUCCGAGCAGCCCCUCCGACAUGGAAUUUGGUUUUGCGGAAAUUCUUUAUCGUUGAUUUUGGGGAACUUGAUCGCGGUUGGUAUUCUUCAAAUUGAUGACCGUCUUAAGGCGUGGCAGUGGCUUUUCAUUAUUUUUGGAAUCAUUACAUUCCUGUGGGGCAUCGUGAUGCUGUUCAGACUUCCCGACUCACCAGCGACCGCGAGCUUCCUCACCGAUGAGGAGAAGCUCAUUGCAACUGAGCGACUGAAGGCUAACCAAACUGGCUUCAAGAACUCUAACAUCGACAAAUCUCAGAUCAUGGAAGCAUUUGUCGAUAUCAAAACUUGGUUGCUGGCGGUGUUGAUUUUGGCAGCCAAUAUUCCAAAUGGUGGUUUCACAACGUUCAAUGGCUUGGUUCUACAAGGAUUCGGCUUUUCGACCUUCCAUACCCUGUUGCUUGGUAUCCCAGGUGGUGCGAUUGUCUUUAUAUUUGUGCUUUCAUCUGGAGUCAUCUCAUCAAAGAUUGCAAAUACCAGGUGUCUGACUAUGAUAGCCUGCAACGUGAUAAGUAUCGUCGGAAGCUCUCUUAUAUACGCGACUGGCUCGGUGGGUUCUCGAUACGCAGGCUUGCUCUUGAUGGGAAUCUAUUCCGCGGCAAUGCCUAUCUCAAUGGCGAUGAUCAGUUCCAAUAUUGGAGGCUUUACAAAGAAGGCUACGGUCAGUGCAGUGUUCUUCAUAAUGUAUUGCGUGGGGAACAUUGUGGGCCCUCAGCUCUUCUUUGAAAGAGAGGCGCCCAAGUAUCAGAGCGGUUUCCUCGCGAUAAUCAUUUGCUUGGUCGUAUGUGUCCUCGACGGGUUUGGACUUCUGUUCUUCUUGCGUUGGACAAAUGCGAGACGCGAAAGAACGCGCGUGGCAGGCACAGUGUCCCAGGACCAAGAAAAGGAGGAUCAAAUCGGCGAACCCAUCCUUUUGGAUACCACUGAUCUGAAGAACAAAGAAUUCCGAUAUGUAUACUAG
Molecule: messenger RNA, 1497 nt
Organism: Penicillium olsonii
Lineage: Eukaryota; Fungi; Ascomycota; Eurotiomycetes; Eurotiales; Aspergillaceae
Source: the annotation of a GenBank genome assembly